AAAGAUGGCAGCCUCCAUGUGGAAAAAAAUAAGAAGUUCUGUUUCAAGAGAUAAUUUAUAUAGACUUGUUUUUGAUCCACAGCUUGCAAUUUUUUCUAUGUGUGCCCUCCUAAUAGCUGAAAUUGCUGUAAACAUUUUAGUGAUUAACAAGAUUAAAUAUACUGAGAUAGACUGGAAAGCUUAUAUGCAGGAGGUGGAGGGUGUGGUGAAUGGAACAUAUGACUACAUCAAGCUUAGAGGAGACACAGGACCCUUAGUGUAUCCUGCUGGUUUUGUGUAUAUCUACCUGGCCCUGUAUUAUAUCACAGGUUACGGCCACAAUAUCAGACUAGGACAGUAUUUAUUUGCGGGGCUUUACGUACUAUCACUGGUGGUCCUGUUUGACAUCUACAGGAGGACAAACAAGGUCCCCCCUUAUGUCUUUUUGUUUAUGUGUUGUGCCUCCUACAGGAUCCAUUCUAUCUACGUCCUGCGACUGUUUAAUGACCCGGUAGCCAUGUUCUUUAUGUAUCUAGCUGUCAAUUUCUUCCUCAGAGACAAGUGGGGCAUUGGCUGUCUGAUGUACAGUUUGGGUGUGUCCAUCAAGAUGAACCUGUUACUGUUCAGUCCAGCUGUACUUAUGUUGUUAAUGGUCAGAUUUGGGACACUGAAAACUAUCUGGUACCUUACCAUAUGUGCUGCUCCUCAGGUUGUGUUAGCAGUUCCAUUUCUACUAGAGAACCCUGUUGGUUACAUACUGAUGUCAUUUAACUUUGGUCGUCAGUUUUUCUACAUGUGGACCGUUAACUGGAGACUGAUUCCAGAGGAGCUUUUCCACAGUAAAUAUUUCCAGUCAGCUCUACUCAUCUCACACGUCACAGUUCUCAUCUUGUUUUUCUUAUUUAAAUGGAGGAGGUUAUAUCCAGGUGUCAACUUCAGCCUCUGGAUGAAAGAGUCCAACACAACACUAUCUCCAAAUCAGAUAUUACUUCCCCUAUUUACAGCCAAUCUGAUAGGGAUGAGUUUUAGUCGGUCCCUUCAUUAUCAGUUCUAUGUCUGGUAUUUCCACACACUUCAUUAUCUUCUCUGGUCAACAGCUCAGCCUUCCAUUGUCAAUAUCCUGGUAUUGGGUGUGAUAGAGCUGUGUUGGAAUACAUAUCCUUCCACCAUACUAAGUAGUUCCCUGUUACAUAUGUGUCAUGCUGUUAUGUUAUAUGGACUUUGGUUUUCUCCAGAUUACACACCAAUGGGCAAAAAAAAGACAACUGCUAAAGUGAACUGAUUAUGGGAAUUGUGCAAUACUUUACCAAAAAUAUUAAAAUAAGAUUUAUGUUUAAUAUGAUGUGUUCAGAUGUGCCAUGAAUUAUAUAUUACUAUACAAAUUAUAUAAAGUUUUGUGCCUGUU
Messenger RNA from Saccostrea echinata, 1384 nucleotides. RefSeq names its product dol-P-Man:Man(5)GlcNAc(2)-PP-Dol alpha-1,3-mannosyltransferase-like. The record is from RefSeq and is a predicted model, not a curated record. The transcript is spliced from 9 exons. Gene Ontology annotation, molecular function: dol-P-Man:Man(5)GlcNAc(2)-PP-Dol alpha-1,3-mannosyltransferase activity. NCBI's taxonomy places the organism in Eukaryota, Metazoa, Mollusca, Bivalvia, Ostreida, Ostreidae. The coding region runs from base 5 to 1261 and encodes 418 amino acids. Gene Ontology annotation, cellular component: endoplasmic reticulum.